Messenger RNA from Marasmius oreades (fairy-ring Marasmius), 698 nucleotides. RefSeq lists its product as uncharacterized. Gene Ontology annotation, molecular function: DNA-binding transcription factor activity; sequence-specific DNA binding. The coding region runs from base 6 to 698 and encodes 230 amino acids. NCBI's taxonomy places the organism in Eukaryota, Fungi, Basidiomycota, Agaricomycetes, Agaricales, Marasmiaceae. The record is from RefSeq and is a predicted model, not a curated record. Gene Ontology annotation, biological process: regulation of DNA-templated transcription. The transcript is spliced from 7 exons.
CGAUCAUGUCCGGCUUUUUCGACAAGGGAAAAAUCAACAGUGGCCGCCAGAUGUCCAAGCAUGUUCCCCAGACCAAAGCAGCCAGAAGUGAUUACUUUCCAAGUAACAAACGUAGAUUUGAUGAUCAGAAUGAUAACGAUCCUCAGUUCGCAGACAGAUGGGAGGGCAGUAUUGAGAGCCCGCCGGUGGCUGGUACUAGCGACGGACUUCGAUAUACCGCUCAAAGAAAUCUUGACUAUGAGCCUGGCACCCAUAAUCGGGGGAUGGUGCUCCCUAUGAGCGGUUUUUUGAAGCAAUUGUUCAACAUGCUGGAGGACAAUUCAAUUCAGCACGUCGUGUCUUGGGGUCCUGAUGGCGACUGUUUUGUCAUAAAUGACACCGACGAAUUCACAAAGUCCGUAUUACCGAAAUUCUUCGACCACUCAAAUUUUGCAGUUUUUGUCCGCCAGCUCGACUUAUACGAUUUCCACAAGGCUAACAACUCAUUUGACGAACCCGCAUGGAUAUUCCGUCAUCCAGACUUCCACGUCGACUCUCGCCGUGAGGCAUUCAAAAAACAAACUAAACGCAGAGCUACUGCCUCAAGAUUGUCUGGCAAACACCCCGCAUCCACAACUCAACCUCACUGGCCUGAGGUGCCUAGCGCUAUCCAUCCUAUCCUGCCCAUACUUUCAACCGCCAACGAGCAUCAUCGCUAG